GGUGAAAGCCCGGGUACUGCUCCUUUAAUGAACCCGUCUACUCCUCCUUUAAUGAGCACAGAAGAGCGUACAUCCACCACAGUCCGCCCGGAGGAAGGGGUUCAGAAGCUGCCUGCGAAAGUCGUACUGAGCACAAAUGUCCAAAACAGAAUAACCGACGAAACAUCAUGGCACAUCAAAUGUCAGGGACUCUGCCAGAGCGGACCUUUCAGUACCAGGACAGCCUUCCUCCUCUUCCCGUCCCCUCGCUGGAGGGGAGCCUGUCCAAGUACCUGGAUGCAGUGCGUCCAUUUGCCGAGCAGGAGUACGAGGCUACAGUGGAGAAUGUCAGGAGCUUCCAAGAGGGCGUUGGUCAAGUCCUGCAGCAGAAACUACUCCACAGAGCGAGCACCAGGAGGAACUGGCUGGAGGAGUGGUGGUUGAACACGGCCUACCUGGAGGUCCGGACCCCCUCUCAGCUCAACAUCAACUUUGGAGGACCGGCCCCCUACCUGGAGCACUGCUGGCCCCCCGCUGAGGGAACUCAGCUAAAGAGGACCAGUGUUGGCCUGUGGCACAUGCUGCAAUACUGGGACCUGAUCCGCACGGAGAGGAUGACUCCUCAUAAGGCUGGCCGAUCAGGGCUGGACAUGGACCAGUACCGCAUGCUGUUCUGCACCUGUAAGGUACCUGGAGUCACCAAGGAUACCAUCCUCAACUACUUUAAAACAGAGAGUGAGGGCCCCUGUCCCUCCCAUGUUGUGGUGAUGCGUCGUGGGAGAAUCUUUACCUUUGAUGCUCUUCAUGAUGGAAAGAUUCUAAGUCCUCCAGAGCUGCUGAGGCAGCUGCAGUACGUGACCGAGUGUUGUGAAGGGGCAGAUGGAGAUGGUGUCGCUGCCCUCACCUCAGAAGAGAGAACCACUUGGGCCAAGGCCAGAGAGCAUCUGAUCAGCCUUGACCCCGUCAACACCAGCAUCCUGGAGACCAUCCAAAGCAGUCUGUUUGUUGUCUCUCUGGACGAAGCUAAACCCUAUGCCACCGCAGAAGACUACACCCCGCUGACGUUGGAAACUCUAACGGGUGACCCCACCAUUCGCUGGGGAGACAAAUCGUACAACUCCAUUUCAUACGCAGAUGGCACGUUUGGAUCCAACUGUGAUCACGCACCCUACGAUGCAAUGAUUCUGGUGUCUCUGUGUUACUACAUAGACCAGAGACUUGAAGCCACAGGUGGGGAGUGGACGGGCUCUGAUGCUGUGAGAGCCAUGCCUUUCCCUGAAGAACUGGUUUUCACAGUGGAUGCCAAAGUCAGAAGUGACAUCAACCGGGCAAAACAUCACUACCGGAACACGGCACAAAACCUGCAGCUUGUUUGUUAUGCAUUCACCGCCUUUGGAAAAGAAGCCAUUAAACAGAGGAAACUCCAUCCUGAUACCUUUGUUCAGCUGGCAAUGCAGUUAGCCUACUACCGAAAGCAUGGAAGACCAGGAAGUUGUUAUGAGACCGCAAUGACUCGCAGGUUCUACCACGGCCGGACGGAGACCAUGAGACCCUGCACCCAGGAGGCCGUCCUCUGGUGUCAGGCCAUGACCGACCCCACGUGCACUGAGGAUGUGAAGAGGAGAGCUCUGCUGAAGGCGGUCAACAAGCACAACAAACUCAUGGCUCUGGCCCAGAACGGAGAAGGGUUUGACAGGCAUCUGCUGGGCCUGUAUCUGGUCUCUAAGGAGGAGGGACUUCCUACUCCACAUCUCUUCAUGGAUCCACUUUAUGCCAAGAGUGGUGGUGGCGGUAACUUCACGCUGUCGUCCAGUCUGGUCGGGUACACUACGGUCCUGGGUGCUGUAGCUCCGAUGGUGCAGCAUGGCUAUGGAUUCUUUUAUCGAAUCAGAGACGACCGGAUUGUGAUGUCCAUCACUGCUUGGAAGUCUGACCCAGAGACAGACGCAGAGUCACUCUUCAAGACCCUGUGUUCCUCUCUGCAUGAUAUUCUCCACUUAGCCACAACAUCUCAGCUCUAACUACCCAUAACUGAAGUAGUCCACACACUAUGAGCGUCUAGGAAAAGAAAUGGAAACCCAGGUUCGGCAUUGAAAAUAAAGGUGAGAUGACUGUCAUGAAUGCUCCAUGUUAAGAGGCCGCUGCUUCCGUUGGUUCAGUCUCACAGGAAAGCGACCGGCUUGACAUAACUUGUCGACUGCCUUUAGGUCAACCCUUCUAAGUGAUACGACAUGUAGGUUUAGGUUUAAAAAUGAAGAAAGUUGCUUAGAUGCAGCUGGUUUUAAAACAUCAAACAGAGCUGUAAUCUGAUUCCUCAUGGUGAGGUCAAUGUGAACUGGGCUAAAGUUGAAACAGUUUGAACUUUGAGUGCAGCGUGACUGUAGGGAGUCUGAGCUGCCCUCUACGCCCGGGGCAGAGCAGCCCUAGGACAGGCUUCACACGCCACUCCAAAGGAAUACACUGGCAACACAGAGGCUCAAAGCUCAUCAAGGUGUGACCGUUUCACACAGAUAGAAAACCUGCUCAUUAUAUUAUACAUAUGAUAUUUUUUCAUAUGAUAUUUUUGUCUUCCUAAUGAUAACAUAAUGAACACUUAAGCACUUGCUCUUUUCCCCAUUCAGCUUCCUGCCGACCUCUUAUGGUGGCCUGUUUAAUUCAGGCACAUAUCCAAUUUUGUUAAUUUUUUUAACUUGUUUAAUCAUAAUUAUUGACAAUGAACAAUAGCUAGUCAAGUAGUUGUGGGCAUUGGGUAGUCUACAUCAGGGUUCAGCAACCUUUUCGACAUUCUUCGUUAAUGAGCGUGCCUUAUGCAACAAUAUAUUAAAAAUUACGCUGAAUUAUGACACAGCAACCAAAAACAUUUCCAGAAGACCUGGAAUUGUACUAUUUCCAUAUAGUCCAUCCACAAUCAUGCAUCAACAUUUUAAAUGUUUUUGUGGUUGUUAUAUUUGCAACAUGGGCUUGCAAAUUAUAAUUACAUAUGUCCCAUCUUAAAACACCAUUUUCAGAAACUCAUUCAAAAACACAUUGAACUGUGAGAAAUGUAAAAAACGAGAAUAUAUGAGAAUGUUGGAACCAUCCACAUCAAUAUCUUUAAGACAUGUACAGCUUUGCAUGACCAUGUGAAGGCGAUGCAUACAGGCCACUUGCAACAAUGUUUUAAAUUUUUUCUUCUCUAUUACCCACAACAUUAAAAACUAUUAAUUGAUCCCAUUUCAGAGCACUGCUUUCUGUUACUAAUUUAAGCAUAUUUGCACUGGUAGGAAAUGCCAAAAACAGAAUAAAGUGCAUUUAAGAAAAAAUAAAAAAGGGCUUUUUAUUUAUUUUUGAAGUGUGUCAAUGAUUAUGCUGCCCCGUGCCAGCGUUGGCACGCGUGCCUAGGGUUGCCGACCCCUGGUCUACAUUAAUGGACAUUACAAUUACAUUUAUGUACCUUUUAAUUUGAGGUAUAUUCCUAACAUAGUGAAAUGCAUUUUGUGACAAAUAAUUGAUAAUUCAAUCUUGAUACUUUUGAUUACUUUCAACUGGAUAUUCUGUUCUCCGUAUUAAAAGGCUUUAGAUUUUGCCAAAAAGGUAUAGGGGUAUAUUAACUUGUCCUUGUUCAUUCAUGAUUUUUUAUUUUACUAGCCUGAUAAUUGUUAUGAACUGCUGAAAGUCUGAAGCCAGUGAAACAAAAUAUGUUUCCCUUAUAUUUUGUUCUCCGUCCAAUGAGGUUCAAUGAGUAAACUUUAUUAAAGAACAAACUUACAGUAUAUUGCUGAUGAGAUGUGUGUUCACUAUAAUGUCCAUGAGUGACCAUUCAUACUCUAGUCAUUUUAGACUAACCCUGAAUGUUUUAAAAAGCAAAGCAAAAAUGAUCCUAUAUGUUGAAUGAAUUUCAGGCUUUGGUUGACUUUGUUUGAAUACCUACCCAAUGAAGUGAUUAUUGAAUGUGAAAUAGGAAUUCUGUAUUGAACAUUGAAAUAUGAGUCACUAAUCUGCAAUGUUUUUAUUUUAUGUGAAAUAGUUAAACUGUUUAGAGAACUAAAAUUACUAAUGUAAACCUGAUCCUUCUUUAAAUAAACUAACGUGCUGCUUAAA
Molecule: messenger RNA, 4059 nt
Organism: Gadus morhua (Atlantic cod)
Lineage: Eukaryota; Metazoa; Chordata; Actinopteri; Gadiformes; Gadidae
Gene: crot
Product: carnitine O-octanoyltransferase
Cellular component (GO): peroxisome
Molecular function (GO): carnitine O-octanoyltransferase activity
Source: RefSeq, a predicted model, not a curated record